Strongylocentrotus purpuratus (purple sea urchin) is the source of this 3552-nucleotide messenger RNA. It is a transcript of the gene golt1b, whose product is annotated as vesicle transport protein GOT1B. The record is from RefSeq and is a predicted model, not a curated record. Gene Ontology annotation, biological process: retrograde transport, endosome to Golgi; endoplasmic reticulum to Golgi vesicle-mediated transport. Gene Ontology annotation, cellular component: endoplasmic reticulum; membrane. Bases 83 to 499 code for a protein of 138 amino acids. The transcript has 5 exons. NCBI's taxonomy places the organism in Eukaryota, Metazoa, Echinodermata, Echinoidea, Camarodonta, Strongylocentrotidae.
AUACCAUAGCUAUAGUUGUGAGGUGGCUAGCUCUUCGUCAUCAAUCCGAAUUCGCUGAGAAAAACACAUCUGUGUCGACAAAAUGUUUGAAGUUACUGAUACCCAGAAGAUUGGAAUUGGCCUUUCUGGCUUUGGAAUAUUCUUCUUAUUCCUGGGAGUUGUAUUUUUAUUUGACAAGGGAUUACUUGCUCUGGGAAACAUCCUCUUUCUAUGUGGUUUGGCAUUUGUCAUCGGUCUUGGAAGGACGUUCGCAUUCUUCUUCCAACCACACAAACUUAAAGGAACAGGAUUCUUUCUUGGUGGGAUACUCAUCGUUUUAAUCGGCUGGCCGUUGAUCGGCAUGAUCAUUGAGACUUAUGGCUUCUUUGUAUUAUUUGGAGGAUUUUUCCCUGUGGCAAUAAAUUUCUUGAGGAGAGUACCGGUUAUCGGGACAAUAAUGAAUUUACCUGGACUUAGUGGUUUCUUCAAUAGAUUUGAGCAGCACAGCACCAAUGUUUAACUCAACUUACAGGCCCGUUUUCUUGAAAGCUACCUAAUUUUAGGCUAGAUUUAAAGACUUAGAGUUGUCCUUCCGUAUGUAUUGCCUCUAUUGUAUCAUAAUUUGUUGACACUGGAUUUGGUUGAAUCACCAAUGAAACUGUAUUCAGGUCUCCCAGGCAACGAAACCCUUAUUUUUUUAUUUCACUCCUAAAUCAAUUUUACUUCUCUAUUAUGCUACACAUUAACAGCAAUUUGUAUGAAAAUUAGGAGAUGAUACUUGAUCUUGCAUAAGAAGUAAUGUAAGAUGAGCCAGGUUGGAUCUAGGAUACUUUCCAGAAUACGGGCCUUAUUAGAUAGAGAUGUAAAUUGUUUAUAAAUACCUACCGUGUAGAACUAACUUGGUUUGUAUACUUGCCUGAAGGACUGUCAUGUUAACUGUUUUUCACUUGCCCUCUUAACAAAAAUAAAAUUUCUAGGAUGUUGUCAUUAUAAAAGCUGUCAUUAUGGUUGGCUGGGAGAGUAUAGAAUGCAUGUAUGAAUAUUUCAUGGAAAUAUGAAAGAUUUCCCAUUUCUUUGAACGACAAAGCCGUACUGUCAGACAUUUGCAAGUCCUUUCGCUCAAUGUAUCUCCUUAACCAAUGGUUUCUUAUUAGAAUUAUCAAUGCUCUUGAAACACUUAAUACAGUUUUUAUUUUGAUGGAUUACAAUUUCUUUGUGUCUGCGAAUAGAUAUUAGUUGUACUUGUAGAAGAACUGGGACGCCAUUUCAUUUGUUUGUUUUUAGUGUAGAUAGCAUUUUGAAUAUUUUCAAGAUAUUUAUUAUGAUAGGCUGUAUAUUUCAAAACAUAGCUUACUUUGCCAUAUACAUUGUGCAUGUUUGUAAAAAACGAAAUAGAAAUAAAAUAUUUGUCAUUUAAUUUUCUGAAUCUUGACUAAUGACAUUAUCAAUCAGAUCUCAGAUGCACCUCAAAAUGCCUAUGGACUGCUACAUUGCAUGUCUCUAAAUGUAGAUUUUCUAUAUGAGAUAUAGGAGAUACCCUGACAACUUUCUAAUGACUGAAUUGGAUAUAUUUUAAACAAAAAUCACACAAGGGUUAUAUUGUCCCCGUAUUCAACCAUGUACCUAGUUGUAUCAAGUUAUGAUGGUGACUUUCAGGACUUGAAAAGGUUGAUUUUCCUAUUUUUUUUUUCUUCUCUCAUCGCUUUCUCUGACAUAUCUUUUACUAAUAUUUGAAUGCACUUUUAUUGCCUUUUCUCUUUUUUCCCUCUCUUUCAUGUAUGUGUACAUUCCUUCUUCAUAUUGUGUACAUGAUUUUAAAGUUUUUGCCACCUUGUGUUUGAAAUAUAACUGAAUUAUUCUCAAUUUUAUUUCACAUAAAAGUACAGAGCACUUUUUCAACCAGAAUAUUAUAUUAGUUGUCAUUGUCAUUGUUAACUUGUCUGAUUGAGUUGGCACUUUCAAGGCAUAUUUAAUCAAAAAUAUUGGCUCGUAUGUGGAGAGUUUUUUCAUGAUUUGUUUUUGUUUGCUCUCUUUGAGUGCAUGACAGUUUCUUGAUAUUGCCAAAGUUUGCUCUCUUAUUUGAUCUCCAAUAGAGAGAAUUUCACAGUAAAUAUACAUUCCUUGGAAUAUUGAAGAGAUGAAUUACUGUAACAAAGACAAAAUUAAGAUGAUAUUAAUUUCUUUUAUUUGGUAAUACCAAAAUAGGUCAACAAUUUCUAUUUUACUUAUUUCUUCUAUGGUAUAUUAUGAUAGUGUAUAGAUCUAGUUGAUAGUAUUCUUGUGCAGUUUCAAAGUGUUCUAAAGGAGGAGUUUAUGAUUGUUUGACAAGCAUACCCAAGGCAGCCGACCUCCAUUGACUGAAGGUACUAUUUCGUCAUUUGGUCUACCUAUUUUUUAUUUAUUUUUUAUUCAUACAGUAUUUUAACUAAAUCCCACUGUUGUAAUGAUUCUCUACAUUUGAUAUAAUGAUGAGUCAUCACAUUUUCUCUGAUGUUUUUGUUUAAUGUAUGUUUGGGUUAUUAUCCAUUUGUCUAAUAUCCUACUCUAUUAUCCACUUCGUCUGAUACAAAGUCACCUUCAAUGGCCAUGCUAUUACCCUCUCUUGUGAAUAUGAAUAUGAAUAUGAGACCAACUUGCAGGAGACGCGUUGAUAGUACCGGUACUUGUAUUUUAAUUGGUCAUUAGACCAAACGAUAAUUAAACUAUUGGACAUCAUGGUUAAUAGACAAAUCAUUGUAGGCAAAAUAAUAAAUCACACCAGGUGGUAGUAGACCGAGUAUAGACAAAUUGAAUUAGACCAAAUGGAUACAAUAUUAUUGACAUUAGACCAAUGGCAAUCCAUCUUAAAUUAUCAGUGACUUUUUUCACCAUGUGGCAAACUAAUGCAAUUAUUGCAUGCUUUAGUGAUUCUAUUGACCAAUUGCAGGUGUCAAGAUGACUUUAAGAAUAUCGUACCGUUCAAUAGUAGGUCUCUAGAGGUCUGUAAAUAUAUUUAUGGCAUUUUACAUGUAUGCAUGGAAGGGAUACAAGAAAGGAGGAUGCAAACAGUUCCUUCUUCAAGUUAGCUUAUUUUAAUUAGAAACAUAAUUUGGUAAACAAUUUUUUAAUGUACUUUUUCAAUGACUAAGCUAGAGAGAAAGGGUCGACUUUGAAAUGAAGUGCAUUUUAAAUUAAACUUAUUGUAGAUGGGCAAAAAGAGAGAGGAAGAAAUGAUUGAUUCUAUGCACAAAAGAUACAGACAAUCUGACUUAUUCGGUAUGGUAAAUAUGUCAUUAUUUUUAGCUUCUUAAAACUAGGUCUUUAUUUUAUAUCAUAAAUGUUGAUUUAGAAUGCUAUCAUUUCUUCUCUAUACCCCUGUAAAAUCUUUUAAAGACUUGUUUGUAUCGUACAACAUCAAUAUAUAGUUUUAUUUGCUGAAGGAUUAUGUUUGAUGCUUCAAGUUUAAUUUUGAUUUGUAAUGGAUAGAAUUAUUUUUGAUCCAUUUGUGAAUCUUUGAAACUUGUUUUAUAUGAAAAGAGGCAUUGUGAUGUGGAAGCAUCAUAUGUAAUAUCAUUUUGACUGUACGAGAUUUGA